AUGUCAAAACCUACUGUUAUUUCUCCAGCAAUACUGAAAAGCUGGCUAGAUUCGCCCUCGGCCACGCUCAAGGUGGUUGUCAUCGACGUACGAGACGAAGACCGAUACGGUGGUCAUAUCCGCAAUUCGGUCAAUGUCCCCUCCUCGACUUUUAUUUCAGCUAUUCCAAACCUCGCAGACCAACUCCAACAAACUCAAGCUCGUCGCAUCGUUUUCCAUUGCCAACUGUCCCAGGUCCGUGGGCCUUCCUGUGCCGGAGCUUACUUCCGUCAUAUCUACGGUACCCCGUUGCAACAGGAGCAAGAGAUUUACAUUCUUCAGGGCGGCUUCAGCGAAUGGGCACGACAGUAUGGACGCGAAAAUUCAGUCACUGAAAACUAUAAACCUCAGCUUUACGAACAGCUAUAA
This is a messenger RNA of Magnusiomyces paraingens, 408 nucleotides long. RefSeq lists its product as uncharacterized. Lineage: Eukaryota; Fungi; Ascomycota; Dipodascomycetes; Dipodascales; Dipodascaceae. The record is from RefSeq and is a predicted model, not a curated record. Bases 1 to 408 code for a protein of 135 amino acids. Gene Ontology annotation, cellular component: nucleus; cytoplasm. Gene Ontology annotation, molecular function: protein tyrosine phosphatase activity. The transcript is spliced from 2 exons.